Molecule: messenger RNA, 4090 nt
Organism: Patella vulgata (common limpet)
Lineage: Eukaryota; Metazoa; Mollusca; Gastropoda; Patellidae
Product: coiled-coil and C2 domain-containing protein 1-like
Exons: 28
Coding region: 103-2853 (916 amino acids)
Biological process (GO): regulation of transcription by RNA polymerase II
Cellular component (GO): nucleus
Molecular function (GO): DNA-binding transcription repressor activity, RNA polymerase II-specific; RNA polymerase II cis-regulatory region sequence-specific DNA binding
Source: RefSeq, a predicted model, not a curated record
ACCCAGACAAAAAAGUAAACAUUUCCGUUGUUUUGGCUGGUUGAAGUAUUUUGCAAUAAAUUUAUAUUUAUUUUAAAAUAAUUAUUGUUCAAAUAAAAAGAUAUGUCUGGACGGAAAGGUGAAGAUCGAUCUAAAAGGAAAGGGGCAAGCCUAAUGAACCAGAUGGGUAUGGGAGGAAUGGAUGAUAUGUAUGGAAUGGAUGGAGAUGAUGAUUUUGAGGCUGAAUUAGCUGAGUUAAUGGGAGAAGAGAGACCUAAAAAGGAUGCACCGAAGAGAAAAGCUGAGGGAGUUAAUCUAGAUAUGAUCAAUAAAUUAGCUGCUGAAAAUAUGAAAAGUUUUGACUCAGAUGAAGAGAUGUCUGACACAGAGGAUCCAGAAUUGCUGGCAGAAUUAGCAGAUUUAGCUGGAAGUUCAAGUCCUGAAAAGUCUCCAGAAAAGGAAGUUAAGAAGCCAAUGAUACCACCACCUGUACAACCUAGAUCACAACCUUCUCAACCUGCUCCAUCACAAACACAAAUAUUUAUGCCAACUACAAGUGGUACACCAAAUCAAGCAACAGGUGGACCAACUGCCAGCCCUUCAGUAUCACAAACAUCAACAAUUGAUAAACAAACGCACAGAAUGUUAACAAGUAGAAGAGAUCAAUAUAAACAAGCAGCUUUACAAGCCAAGCACAACAAUGAUAUAAAAACGGCUUCUCAAUAUGUCAGAAUUUCUAAACAAUUUGACAAUGUUAUAAUAGCUUUAGAGGAAGGUAAAGAAAUUGAUCUAUCCCAAAUGCCUCCAUCGCCACCACCAAUUAGUUCAUCAACUACUAUUCAAGCAGAUGUGCUGUCUAGAGUACAGCCCCCUGUUUCUCAAGUUGAACGUUCUUCUAUGCAAGCAACUGGUGAUAAAACACCAGAACUAGAAUUGCCUACAACUACACAUGAAGAAGAGAAAGAUUUAUUUAAAGCACCAGAAGAACCAACGACAGUAAUGGAAGCAUUAGAACAAAGAUUAGCUAAAUAUAAAACAGCAGAAGAACAAGCUAAAACAGCUAAUGAGAGUGGUAAAGCUAGACGAAUGGGGCGUAUUGUUAAACAAUAUCAAGAUGCAAUAAAAUGUCAUAAAGCCGGAAAACCAGUAGAUUACGAAGAGUUACCCACACCACCAGGUUUUGGACCAAUACCUGUUGGUGCUCCAUCACCUGCUCCAUCACCUAAGAAACAACAAGCGAUCAGCAGUGGUGGUGGUGCAGUAGGUGGCAUUCCGAAAUCACCAAGUACCGGUGCAGUAGGCGGAGCAGUUGCAAGUUCUUCAGCUCCAGUAGUUUCUCCCCAGAAUGCAAAAGCAGCAUCUUUAAGACCAUCGCCACAACCUAGAGCUCCACCAGCAAUGGCUGCAUCUCCAAAUUCUAGCAGUACAUCUGUUCAUGGUGGUAAAUCGCCAGGACAACAUCCCAACAGAGGAGAAUCGGUAAGAAAAGGUCACUCUAAAUCAGAUCAACAAUUAGCUUUUCUUAAAGAAAGAUCUGAAGAAUUUAAAGUUUGUGCCUUAAAUGCAAAGAAAAAUAAUGACUUAGAGUUAGCUAAAAAAUAUAUCAGAAUAAUGAAGGGCUUAGAACCAAUGAUAUUAGCAGCUGAGAGUGGUUUACCUGUUGAUUUAUCCCAGGUACCUAAAUCACCUAAUAUGCCCGAUGAUGAAGACAAGUUUGUGAUAGUAUCAGAAGAAGAUUGUGUUCCCACCGGUGAUAGAACAGAAGUAUAUCAAAAACUAGAAGCUGAUCUCGUACAACAAAUUAGAAUAUGUGUAACCAACAGUCAACAUUAUACAAAAUUAGGUGAUGUACCUGCUGCUUCAAAGUUUCAGAAAUUAGAACAAAAUUGUAGAAAAGAUCUUGAUGCUCUGAAAAAUGCCUUUAGACAUGGUGACCCAGUCCCACGAUUUCACUACGAAACAAAGAGUUUCUCUAUGGUGCAAAGUAAUUCUGAUCUGGGUGAUAAUGAUUUGGAGUUAGUUAUUGUUAGAGGAAUACAGUAUAAUUUACCUGCAGAUUAUGAAGAAAAGAAGUUUGAUACAUAUGUAACAUAUGAUUUUCCUUUUCCUACAGAAGAAGGUCAAAAAGGUCAAUCGUCCACAGUUAAAGGAAGUAUAAAUCCAGAAUAUGAAGAAAAUUUCAAGAUUUCUAUAGCUAGAAAAUCCAGAUCAUUUAUUCGGGUUGUAGAAAGAAAGUCUAUUAAAUUAGAUGUUUUUUAUAAACGAGGGUUUUUUAAGAGUGAGAAGUUAUUGGGAUCUAUAAAUGUGAAGCUACAACCAUUUGAAAGUAAUUGUGUAAUACAUGAUAGUUAUGAUUUAAUGGAUGGUAGGAAAUCUGUUGGUGGUAAAUUAGAAAUUAAGAUGAGAAUACGAGAUCCAAUGAAAAGUAAACAAGUAGAGGAAGUGAAAGAAAAAUGGCUGGUCAUAGAUCAGUUUAUGAGAACAGCAGCUUCUAAGAGCCAUAUAGCACCCCCGAAACCUAAAAAUGAAGGUACCUCUUGUAUAGAUGUUUUAAAAUUUGAAAAACAACAAUUAGACAAACAGAUUUCUGCUUUAAAAGACAGUUUAACAGAAUUACAGACACAGACUUUAAAACAUAAAAGUUGUUUAAUUCAAGAAAAAAUAGAAUUACAAGAAAAACAUAUACGGGAGGGAGGAGCACCAGCCUUGAAGAGUUAUCUGAUAGCAAUUCAAAGUGAAAUACCAGCUUUUGUACAAGAAGCCCAACAAUUAACAAAAGUUGGAGAAAUCCAGAAAGCACAAACCAUAUUAACAAAGAAAAAAUUGGCAGAAAAAGAGUUUGCUGCAUACAGAAGUAAAUACCCAAAUUUAUAAACAGACAAUUUAUCCAAUGCCUGUUUUUAUUACAAUAUAUGCAUACUAUACUAUAGACCAGCCGUUGUUAAAAAUUGAUGUUAUCUUUUUAGUGAUAUAAUUAUUUUAAAUAGUACUAUUUACAUUUGAAAACGUCAACAAUAUUUAUGUUCUACUUCUGAAAAGGACCCAUGUAUUGUUAAUACAUUGAGUGGGUAUAUAUUAUAUUAUUUACUAAUGUAAAUAUGGACAUUUAUGUAUGUAUAUUUUGUGAUGUAAUGGUUUAAGGUCUAUAUUUUUAUACACUUUGUUGUGUUGUGAUAUGUUAUAUUUCCUUGUUUUUCUUGUGUUUAUUUUAUAUUAACUUGCAUCACUAGAAGAAAAAAAAUAUACCUAGUGCAAGUGUAGACAAGAAGUGUCCUUAUUUGACACAAGGUCAAUCACCGAUAAAAAAGAUAUUCUCUAUGAAUGUUGAGUUGCGCUUUUAAUUAUUCAAUGCAAGCACGAGUCAUCAUAGGUCACAAGCCCAGUUGGAAGUAGGCUACGCACAAAAUCUUUGCAAAGGUUUGACUUUGAGUUGUUUUAUAGCUAUGCAUAUUCUUUAUUUAAAUAAAUACACAGAAUAAUUAUAAUGUUAAUAUAUGAUGUAUUUUGAUUAUUUAUGGAGAUUAAAACUAAUGUCUUCAAGGGACGGCAGGAUGGGGUGUUACUGAUGACUUAAAAGGCGGGAGGGUGUUGACACUGAGGUUUGGGGAUGGAGUGUUGAAUUUUAUUUCUUAAAGUGAUAAUAAGAAAUAAUUCAGAAAGUUAGCCUUUAUUACCAGAAAGAAGUAUACUGAGGUAAAACCCUUUACACGUAUUCAAGAAAUUGUUUUAAUAAGGCCUCUUCUGUAUAAUAGGUUAAUGGACAUUGAACAAAUAUUUUAUAGAGUUGAGGUAAUCAUAGAAAAUAUUAAUUAUCCAGUGACAUAAGCACCGAUGUUACAAUUAGUUAUGUUUUAUAUUAUGUUUAAUAAAUGUUAUGUUGUGAAUGUUAAUGGUGCAAUGUUAAACACUGGAAUGUACUGGUAAUAUAAUUAAAUAUUUAAUAUAAUGCACAUUAUCAUGUAUUUAUAGUAUAAAGAAAUUCUGUUUAUGUUUCAUCCUGUAUAUGUAUAUAGAUUUUAGUAGUUGUAUAUAAAACCCUUUUGUACAUAUAAUACUGGCUUCAUCUGUUGUUUUUUUUAUUACUAAAAUAUAUAAAGUUAAUUUCAACCUA